Molecule: messenger RNA, 1535 nt
Organism: Cannabis sativa
Lineage: Eukaryota; Viridiplantae; Streptophyta; Magnoliopsida; Rosales; Cannabaceae
Product: transcription factor MYB36-like
Exons: 3
Coding region: 96-1202 (368 amino acids)
Source: RefSeq, a predicted model, not a curated record
UUGGAAAGAAAAACAAAAAGUAAAUACCUUUAGGUUCUUCUCCCUCUCAACAAGUUUGAAGAUAUAUCCAAAAGUUUUCAGAGAGAGAGAGAGAGAUGGGAAGAUCUCCUUGUUGCGACAAGGCAAAUGUGAAGAAGGGGCCAUGGUCCCCAGAGGAAGAUUUAAAGCUGAAGGAAUACAUUGAAAAAUAUGGAACUGGUGGAAAUUGGAUUGCACUUCCGCAAAAAGCUGGUCUGAAGCGAUGUGGGAAAAGCUGCAGGCUCAGAUGGCUUAACUAUCUAAGGCCUAACAUUAAACAUGGUGAAUUCUCAGAUGAGGAAGACAGAAUCAUCUGCAACUUGUUUGCUAACAUUGGAAGCAGGUGGUCAAUUAUAGCUGCUCAGCUGCCAGGAAGGACUGAUAAUGAUAUCAAGAACUAUUGGAACACAAAGCUCAAAAAGAAACUCAUGGGUUUGGCACCUCAAAUUUCUCAGAGAAAAGUUCCACUAGUACCAUUUCCUAAUUCUUCUCAUGAGAUCCUUACUACUUCCAUUUAUAAUAUUGAACCUCUACUUCCUAUACCGUCACUUUAUAGGCCUUUUUCUUCAGGCUUAGAAGAUCAAAAGUUAAAUAGGAUGUUGUCUUCCUCUUAUCCAAAAAUCCCACCUAGUGCUACUACUUCAUUUAAUUUUCAAACUCAAAUGCCAGAGAAGUAUUUGGUUGCUACUGCUACUAAAACUACAAAUAAUGAUAAUGAUACUGAUAGUAGCCCUAUCUCAUUCUCAUAUAACUGUAUCCCUGUGAAGGAUAACAAUAUUCUUUCUUUUGGAAGUAAUCAAGGAAGAAGCUGUAGUAGUUCAUCUGAUGGGAGCUGCAACAAGCUGAUUAGCUAUGGUGGCUGUAAACUCAAGCAAGAGGAACUACAAAUGGCUUUUCAUCAUCAACAACCAUAUAACAUUAAUAUGGGUAAUUUUAAUAAUGUUUUUCAAGAACAGAUGAUAAUCAACUAUGACGAUAAUAAUCUGACCUGGGCUGCUCAAAAGCCAAAUGGGUAUUUUGGAGAGAGCUCAUUAGAGAAAUAUUCAUGCGGUCUUGAUCAAGAUCAUGAUGUUAAGCAGCUAAUUAGUAGUAGUAUUAAUAAUAAUAAUAAUAAUAAUAAUAAUAAUAAUUUUAUUAAUUUUGAUGAAAAAAAGACACAGGACAAGGUCAUGUACUUCUACUAAAUAUAUUUAUGUACAUAUAUAUUAUUAAUAUUAUUUUUCAUUUUGAGCUGAGAUAUGACUGACUGCAAGUGAAAUCAGAAAGAUUUGAUGGGGUAAGGGGGCAUGGUCGUGCGGUGGGGCAAAAAAAGAGAUUCAGUCAUAAAAGGAAAAGAGACUUUAUUUGAGGAGUUGAUGUGGUUUAUUUAUUUUUUUUUUUUUGGAUGAAAAGAGACUUUUAUGUUGUGCAUAUUUCUUUUUCUUUUCAGAACCUUGCGGUAAUAAUAAUAAUAUUAUUAAAGAUAAAUAGCGGCGUAACUACCCAAAGUUUUAAGUUUGUAAGUGGCAUAAUCUCAA